Molecule: messenger RNA, 978 nt
Organism: Symbiodinium sp. CCMP2592
Lineage: Eukaryota; Dinophyceae; Suessiales; Symbiodiniaceae
Source: the annotation of a GenBank genome assembly
AUGAACCUGGCCGUGACGGAGGGUCUCAUAAAGGCGGCAUCGCAAGCCGUGAAGGAGGAAUGGCAAAGCUUUCGUGCAGACCUCUUGCGCGAUCUCACGCACCUCAUCCAUGCUGAGGUUGCUAAGGUGUCUUUGGGGAGUCCUGCUGAAAAGGACGUCCCAGGCACUCUGCUCUGGCGCAGCAAAACACAGGAGGUGGAAACUCCCGAGAAGUUGGCCAAACCUGUUGCAAGCCUGGCCGCAUGUGUGAAUGGGGAAAACAUGGAUACUGUCAACCCGGUGCUCGUGAUGGAAGAGGACUUCCCCUGCACGCCUCGGCGGCGCCACAAAGCACAGGACAAUGAUAACACCCCUGAGAAGUUGGUCAAGCCUUCAGGCUGCGGAAGCGCCGAGGCCGCCUUCGUGAAAGAUGAGGAGGAAAACCAAGAUGCCUCCAACUCCGAAACUCAAGUCGAAGCAGCUCUCAAUCCUUCGUCAAGUUUGCAGGAAAGGCAGCAGCGACGCAGGCGCCAGGCUAAGAUUCACAGCUACCGUAUGGACUUGGAUGACGAGGUGUCCUUUGACGUGUCCUCAUCAAGUUCAGCCAUUGAGGAGCAGUUCGAAGCAAGCUGGCUUGGAUCGGAAGCUGCGGCAACGGAGGGCGCACCUCCAAAAGUCUGCCGAACGGCUUUCCGGUCCUCAAGUGGACACAGCUUGCCAGACGGGCGAGGACUGCUCUGUCCAUGGUUCGCUGCCGGAGAUCUCCGCGACGGUUGGAGCUGGGGUGUGCGACCCCGCCCACCUCAUUGUGCCAAACCUGUUGCCAUACCUGACCGUGCCGGAGUUGCUGAAGUGGCGCCGGGUUUCGCGGUGCACCAGAAGUCCCGAGGCUUUAAUACAGCACGUGGAGGAGAUGGGCAGCAUGGCCAGGCCUGCGUCAAUUGUCGGUUUUGCCUUCGCCGCACCCAUUGGACUCGAAGCCGAGCAGCAGAAGCUUAA